CCGAAGAAGAAGCCUGCCGCCCGGCUCUUCUUUCCCCCGGCAUCAGUUGAGCCUCGCAGGAACACGGCUGGUGAAGUAUCACCAGCGGCUGCGUUUAAUUUAACAUUUUACUCAGCAUAACACAUCUUUUUGAUGUUCAUCUGAACGGGAUGAAGAUUUGAUUAAGUGUUUUAUGAGCCGUCGCUUUGUCAGGGUAACCUUAGUCCCGUUCCUCAUAAGAAAUUAUAUUUUAGGGUAUUAUGAUAGCUACUUAAUUGAUUUUUUUGUCGUUUGAGCAAUAGCUAACGUAAUCAGCCGAAGGGGCAUUUUUUCUUCUGUCCUCUGCCCUGUCUCCUCGCCUUAUAGAGCCAGUUUUUCUGGUUGAAUCGAGCCUAAAAAAGGAACUCGUCUGAGGAGAGCCGACUGAAAGCGCCAAAAUGGGGUAUGGACGGUCGGACAGCUACCGCGUGGCUACCACGCAGGACAAGGAUGAGAAGGAGUCGCCCAAGAAGAAGGGAGGCAAGGAUCUCGAUGACCUGAAGAAGGAAGUUCCCAUAACUGAACACAAAAUGUCUGUUGAGGAGGUUUGCCGGAAGUACAACACCGAUAUCGUUCAAGGUUUGACCAAUGCCAGGGCUGCAGAGUAUCUGGCCAGGGAUGGCCCCAACGCUUUGACUCCACCCCCUACCACCCCAGAAUGGGUCAAGUUCUGUCGUCAGCUGUUCGGUGGCUUCUCCAUCUUGCUGUGGAUUGGUGCCAUCCUCUGCUUCCUGGCCUAUGCCAUCCAGGCUGCCACAGAGGAUGAACCUGCUGGGGAUAAUUUGUAUCUGGGUAUCGUGCUGUCAGCUGUUGUUAUCAUCACCGGCUGCUUCUCUUACUUCCAGGAAGCUAAGAGCUCCAAGAUCAUGGAAUCAUUUAAGAACAUGGUCCCUCAGCAAGCCUUGGUGAUCCGCGAGGGAGAAAAGAUGCAGAUCAACGCUGAGCAGGUGGUUGCAGGAGAUCUGGUGGAGGUGAAAGGAGGAGACCGGAUCCCUGCCGACCUCCGCAUCAUCUCCUCACAUGGCUGCAAGGUGGACAACUCAUCCCUUACUGGUGAAUCAGAGCCCCAGACCAGGUCACCUGACUGUACCCAUGACAACCCCCUGGAAACCCGAAACAUUGCCUUCUUCUCUACCAACUGUGUUGAGGGAACUGCACGUGGUAUUGUUGUGUGUACUGGUGAUCGCACAGUGAUGGGACGCAUUGCCACCCUCACUUCAGGUCUGGAGACUGGGAAGACACCCAUUGCCAAGGAGAUUGAGCACUUCAUCCACAUCAUCACAGGCGUGGCUGUUUUCCUUGGCGUGACCUUCUUCAUCCUCUCAAUCAUCCUGGGUUACUCCUGGCUGGAGGCUGUAAUCUUCCUCAUUGGUAUCAUUGUGGCUAAUGUGCCCGAGGGACUGCUGGCCACAGUCACUGUGUGUCUGACACUGACUGCCAAGCGAAUGGCUCGCAAGAACUGUCUGGUAAAGAACUUGGAGGCUGUGGAAACUCUGGGCUCCACCUCCACCAUCUGCUCUGAUAAGACAGGCACCCUGACCCAGAACAGGAUGACCGUGGCCCACAUGUGGUUUGACAAUCAGAUUCAUGAAGCUGACACGACUGAGGAUCAGUCUGGCUCCUCCUUCGACAAGAGCUCAACAACAUGGGUGUCUCUGGCUCGCAUUGCUGCCCUGUGCAACCGCGCUGUGUUCAAAGCAGGUCAGGAAUCUUUGCCCAUUCUGAAACGAGACGUAGCCGGUGACGCCUCAGAGUCAGCUCUACUGAAGUGUAUCGAACUGUCCUGUGGCGCCGUCAAGGCCAUGAGGGACAAGAAUAAGAAAGUUGCAGAGAUCCCGUUCAACUCCACUAACAAGUACCAGCUCUCAAUUCAUGAAACUGAGGAGGAAAAUGACAAGCAUUACCUGCUGGUGAUGAAGGGAGCCCCAGAGAGGAUCCUUGACCGCUGCUCCACCAUCAUGGUGCAGGGCAAGGAGCAGCCGAUGGACGAUGAGAUGAAGGAGGCUUUCCAGAAUGCCUAUCUGGAAUUGGGAGGGCUGGGAGAGAGAGUGCUGGGGUUCUGCCACCUGUUUCUGCCUGAGGACAAGUACCCAAAAGGUUUUGCCUUCGACACCGAUGACGUCAACUUCCAAACUGACAACCUUUGCUUCGUUGGCCUCAUGUCCAUGAUUGACCCUCCCCGCGCUGCCGUGCCUGAUGCUGUGGGCAAAUGCCGCUCAGCUGGCAUCAAGGUUAUUAUGGUGACUGGUGACCACCCAAUCACAGCCAAGGCCAUUGCUAAGGGUGUGGGUAUCAUCUCUGAGGGAAACGAGACAGUGGAAGACAUUGCUGCACGCCUCAACAUUCCUGUCAGCCAAGUGAACCCCAGGGAUGCAAAGGCCUGUGUGAUCCAUGGUACGGAUCUAAAAGACCUCACACAGGACCAGAUGGAUGACAUUUUGAGGAAUCACACAGAGAUUGUCUUUGCCAGAACCUCCCCACAGCAGAAGCUCAUCAUUGUUGAAGGUUGCCAGAGACAGGGUGCUAUCGUGGCUGUGACUGGUGAUGGUGUGAAUGACUCUCCUGCCCUGAAGAAGGCUGACAUUGGUGUUGCCAUGGGAAUCUCUGGCUCAGACGUAUCCAAACAAGCUGCAGAUAUGAUCCUGUUAGAUGACAACUUUGCCUCCAUCGUCACUGGAGUGGAAGAAGGACGUCUGAUCUUUGACAACCUGAAGAAAUCUAUUGCGUACACUCUGACCAGCAACAUCCCAGAAAUCACCCCCUUCCUCUUUUUCAUCUUGGUCAACAUCCCCCUGCCUCUGGGUACCAUCACAAUCCUCUGCAUCGACCUGGGAACUGACAUGGUACCAGCCAUCUCUCUUGCUUAUGAAGUAGCAGAGAGCGACAUCAUGAAGCGACAGCCCAGGAACCCACUGAGGGACAAACUGGUCAAUGAGAGACUCAUCAGUAUUGCCUAUGGACAGAUUGGUAUGAUCCAGGCUCUUGGGGGCUUCUUUGCCUAUUUUGUCAUCAUGGCUGAAAAUGGUUUCCUGCCAUCUCUGCUUGUCGGCAUUCGACUCAACUGGGACGAUCGCUCCAACAAUGACCUGGAGGACAGCUAUGGACAGCAAUGGACCUACGAACAACGUAAGAUUGUGGAGUUUACUUGCCACACAGCCUUCUUUGUCAGUAUUGUGGUGGUGCAGUGGGCAGAUGUGAUCAUCUGCAAGACCAGGCGUAACUCUGUGUUCCAGCAGGGCAUGAGGAAUAAGAUUUUGAUCUUUGGCCUGUUUGAGGAAACGGCUCUGGCUGCUUUCCUGUCCUACUGCCCUGGUAUGGACUUGGCACUACGGAUGUACCCACUCAAGCCCAGUUGGUGGUUCUGUGCGUUCCCAUACAGUUUCCUCAUCUUUGUUUACGAUGAGAUCCGAAAACUCAUCCUGCGCCGAAACCCCGGAGGCUGGGUGGAAAAAGAGACAUACUAUUAAAUUAUCAAAGCAUCAUUUA
Pundamilia nyererei is the source of this 3504-nucleotide messenger RNA. Its product is annotated as sodium/potassium-transporting ATPase subunit alpha-3-like. The coding region runs from base 417 to 3485 and encodes 1022 amino acids. Gene Ontology annotation, biological process: potassium ion import across plasma membrane; intracellular potassium ion homeostasis; intracellular sodium ion homeostasis. Gene Ontology annotation, cellular component: plasma membrane. Gene Ontology annotation, molecular function: ATP binding; P-type sodium:potassium-exchanging transporter activity; ATP hydrolysis activity. The transcript has 23 exons. Lineage: Eukaryota; Metazoa; Chordata; Actinopteri; Cichliformes; Cichlidae. The record is from RefSeq and is a predicted model, not a curated record.